Molecule: messenger RNA, 936 nt
Organism: Juglans microcarpa x Juglans regia
Lineage: Eukaryota; Viridiplantae; Streptophyta; Magnoliopsida; Fagales; Juglandaceae
Product: auxin-induced protein 22D-like
Exons: 4
Coding region: 114-743 (209 amino acids)
Biological process (GO): regulation of DNA-templated transcription
Cellular component (GO): nucleus
Molecular function (GO): protein binding
Source: RefSeq, a predicted model, not a curated record
CUUUCUCCAAAAUCUGAUCAACAUUUCACUCAUUCUUUCUUUGAGAAAAGUCUCAAGGUGUUGAAGUAUUUUGGGUUUUAUUAAUUUGUUGAAUUAGUACUUGUGCAGCAAAAAUGGAAAGGUCAGUGAAUUAUGGGGGUACUGAUGAUCUAAUUCUCGAGGCAACUGAGCUGAGAUUAGGAUUGCCCGGGAGUGAUGGGCAUGAGAAACAAUCAUCUGCUACUGCAAGUCAUGUGAUGAGGAAUAACAAGAGAGCUUCACCACAAGGAAUAAGCGAGGAGCCAAGGUUUAAGAUCGGCAUUUCAAACGAGUCUGAUAUUGCUAGCAAUGGUGACCCAGAUUGUGAGCCUCCAGCCAAGGCACAAGUAGUGGGGUGGCCACCAAUUCGUUCUUACAGGAGAAACAGUUUCCAACAAAUGAAGAGUACUGAUCAGGAUGAUGCAGGUGCGGGGAUGUACGUGAAAGUAAGCAUGGAUGGAGCUCCAUAUCUAAGGAAGGUUGAUCUCAAGUUUUACAAGAGCUACCCAGAUCUCCUCAACGCUUUGGAAAACAUGUUCAAGUUCGCCGUGGGUGAGUAUUCAGAAAGGGAAGGGUACAAUGGAUCUGACUUUGCUCCGACUUAUGAAGACAAAGAUGGUGACUGGAUGCUGGUUGGAGAUGUUCCAUGGGAUAUGUUCGUUUCCUCCUGCAACAGGCUGAGAAUCAUGAAAGGAUCAGAAGCUAGAGGUUUGGGUUGUCUGUGAAAACCUGCAAAAGAACAACUACACAGAAAACAAAUGUCAUGGCAACAACUUUGACAUGGAAUCUUUAAGCAUGGGUUCUGCAACAAGACACAUAAUUUGUCAGAUACCAUAUAAAUUUUCUUUUUUUUUUUUUUUUUUUUUUUCAAAUACUUGAUGUUGAUUUCAGCCUCUGGGUUUUAGCCUAUUAUUGUUA